UCCCUCCCUCCACCAGAACUGGCCUUAGGGCGCCUUCACUAACUGUGCGUGGCCGGAGAACUCUGCGAUUCGACUCUUUGGUCCUGCCAUCCUCCUGGUCCGACAUCAUGGGAGUGACCUGUGUGUCCCAGAUGCCUGUGGCUGAGGGCAAGAGUGUCCAGCAGACCGUGGAGCUCCUCACCCGGAAGUUGGAGGUGCUCGGGGCAGAGAAGCAAGGAACAUUUUGUGUAGACUGUGAGACCUAUCACACGGCUGCUUCUACCCUUGGCAGCCAAGGUCAGACUGGGAAGCUGAUGUAUGUGAUGCACAAUUCAGAAUACCCUUUGAGCUGCUUCGCCCUCUUUGAGAAUGGCCCUUGCCUUAUUGCCGACACCAACUUUGAUGUGCUCAUGGUGAAGCUCAAGGGCUUCUUCCAGAGUGCCAAGGCCAGCAAGAUUGAGACCCGGGGCACCCGUUACCAGUACUGUGACUUCCUAGUGAAGGUGGGCACGGUCACAAUGGGGCCCAGUGCCCGAGGCAUCUCUGUGGAGGUGGAAUAUGGCCCGUGUGUGGUAGCUAGUGACUGCUGGAGCCUGCUGCUCGAAUUCCUACAGAGUUUUCUAGGCAGCCACACACCCGGGGCUCCCGCAGUGUUUGGCAGCAGACACGACACAGUCUACGGCCCAGCAGAUACCAUGGUCCAGUACAUGGAACUCUUCAACAAGAUUCGCAAGCAGCAGCAGGUGCCGGUGGCUGGGAUUCGUUAGUGACUGGCAGCUGCAUGGUUGAGCUCCAUCACCAAGGGACUCCACAGGAGGCGCAGGUGCUACACCCUCAGGGCUCUGGGCCCCAGAAACUCAGGGUGGACAUGGAGGCUUCUCUCCUUCUCCAGUCCCAGCUGUGGCUUUUGUUCUGGGGCUCCGGACCCCCUCCCCUGACCCUCACACACAGUCCCGACAGCUGUUUCACUCCCUGCCGUACUGGACUUGGCCUGUCCUCCAGAACGGUGAUUAUGAAGAGUGGAGAAGUUUGGAGCUUUCCCGCUGUAGGGGCACAGGUAGGACAGGGCGUCCCUGCCUGGCCCUGGUGGGGAAAGUAGUCUGUAUCUCCAGCUGUUGUGGAUUUGGCCUGGGCCGGUGGGCAGGCUGCAUUUUGUGUUUGGGCUGCGCUGCAAUAAAGGCCUCUUCCUCUGCUCAGAGAUGUGCUUCGCCUCCUAGAGGGGUAGGAGGCCAGCUUAUUUUAUGGAUGGCAUUUUCUGACCUGUUUGCUGAAGUGAAUUGAGAGUUGACUUUUCUAGGGAAUUGCCUGAGUCCUAUAUAACAAAGCGAGCCUAGUAGAAGUUUAAUCUCUCUUUUAAUAGAAUAGAGGUAGUCAGGUGGUCCAGGGUAGGUUUAACUCUACAAGGUCAUCAGGAACUUAGGUUUUUUUAAUCUUGUUGUUCAGCCACCACUAGCUUCUUGUCCUUGCCUGCAAGGUCAAAGCAGACUCAUCAGCUCUAAGUCCGCAUAUCACUGGGGAAAGAGAGAACAAAGCAGUUUCUUUUAUAAAGAAUAUGAAUGACCUGGAGUUGCUCAAACCACUGUGGCCACAGUUAGUUGAAAGGGACAGCAGGAUAUAGAGCCUCUUAUCUGAGUAAUCAUGUGCCCAGUUAAAACUCAGGGAUCCUGUGACUGGAAGAUGGAGAAAAUGGUCUAGUUAAUGGCCUUUGCUACAUGGAGCUCAGUGGAUGUGCCCAGGAAUGCUCUUGGCUGUUACUUUGCAGUCAGUACUCCCUCUAACUAAGCCAGUUGUUUAUGAAUUGGAUUGGGAUAGGGCUGAUGCCAGAGUCCCUUUUGGUUUAGCUAGAUUAGUCACACUAGGAAGUCAGUUCCAAACCCCUUGCCUAGGUCUUAGUAUCUAGGCCUCUCCAGUUCGCAUGCACCCAGUUGACUCGAUGCACUGAGCUUUCUCAUCUCCUUUGCGCCUCCAAGCUGCUCAUUUGAUCAACAUUGUCUGCCCACCCCACUCCUGCUGCUGAAACAGUCAGUCAGGCUAACGAUGAGAUACACAGUGGGGGAUGGUCUAAUGUACACACUGCUACGCUGCCCUCAAGGAUACUGUCCCUCUUUGAAGGCACCUAAGGAGAAACUGUUUUCACACAUAGGGCUCUGCAGCAAGAAUCUGUCAGUAGACCCUUUUAGCUUUGGCUGGCAGGAAGCUCGAGUCAACUUUAUAACUAGGACCUGUCCUCCGCAUUUGUUGUUCUCACUUCCCCUGCUUUUCUGAUUUAUUUUUGCUAUAUUGAAAUUGAGGUAUGUUUUAAAUAUCAUUUACACACAAUAAAAUGCACAGACCUUAUGUUUUUGGCCUUCUGAUUUAUAUGUGCUCUUAUCCAGAUGUAUCUACUUGUAUUUUUCUGUAGGCUGCCACCAGUCUUCCAUGAUUUGAGACAUCAUUUUGAACAUAAUGUAUUCAUAAUAAUAUAUGGAAGCUGAGUGUGGUAAAUUUGACUCUAGACUUAUACAUUGUAAGGAGAUUCUGUUCCCUGAAACCUAAAAAAUAAUAUAAACUCCCUAACUAUACUUUGCUUUUAGACACAGCCUUGACUCCUACACAUUCUUCACUUUUAUUCUUCUUCCUAUUUGAGCAUACAUUUGACCGGCUUUAAAUCCAGCUCAGGCUUUAAGAACUGCCACUUUAGUUACUUUUGCCUGUGUUUGUCCUUUGUGUCAGUUAAAGAAAAUUUAUCACUAAAAAAGGCGGGUAAUGCAAUACAUUUUAACAUAUGCCUCCACUUGCAAAAUUGCCAAAAAUGGAACCAAUAACUAGUGAGAAGGGGCUAAAUGUUAUCCAUAGACUACUUGUGUGCCAGUUUGGAUGGGGCUUUCAAGAGUAGUCUAGGAAUAUCAGUGUGUGCAUUUUUGUAAGCUCCGGUUGAUAGAAAAUUGAGGAGCAAAUGUAUAAAUUUAAGGAAAAAGGGCAUGGUUAUCUUCACUUUAUAAGUGAAAAAAACCUUAAACUUGGCUGCUAAAUGGAGAUGCCAUAUUUUUGGGGUUCAAAUCUCAUGUUCUUCCUUCUACACUAGGCUGUCUUCUACCCAGCGUCCUUUGCUUCCAAAUGCAUUACCCCUUCCCCCACCUGUAGCUAACCCCCAAAAGCGCAGAAACGGGGGAAUUUCUAGGACCUUGCUAACAAGUCAACUUGGUGGCUACCUUUGCCAGAGCCACAUAGAAAUCUGUCAACCUUGACUCUCAGAGCUACACAGGGCAGCUGUGGGACUCAUCUAGUUCUUCUUUAAGAUGGGAAAGCAGUGGCCCCCAGAGGGGCCUGCCUAGAAAUGAGGCUGGAGUCAGGACCAAACUUCACAACCGGGUCUCCUAGCUACCAGCUGUGUCAGUGUGACACCUGGACCUCUGUGGUGCCAGGUGGUUUCAGAUGGAAUGUGGAAAACAUGGUUACAUUAAUACUUAUGUCUUACUCUCAUGUAUAUUAGAGAAAAAUAUAACUAGCCCUUUAUUCCUUAGGAUGAGGGUAAGUUUUUUGCAAAAGAGAACUAUUAAGUUAUAGUACAGAUGAUACCGGCAAAUGGCAAAAUCUAUAGAGGCAGAAGGCAAGUGCUGGAAUUUGGGGAAACACUGUGCUCUAUUUAGUGUCUAGUCCAUUUCUUGUGUCCAUGAGGGUUCCUGCUCUGUUUCUGCUGUGCUGUUCUGAUUCACUGUACCCUGUUCCUGUGCUGCCUCCUGCUUGCUUUCCUUGGAUCUUGAGUACCAAGUAGUCACAUUUCCCCGAACUCUAUCGGUGUCACUGCUUCACUGAAGAAAAUACCUAAAAACUGACCAUUCCUUCCCACCAGUGGGUCCAGUAUUCAUUUUUGUGGCUUCAGGAUGAGGAAGUGAAAUUUCUAUCUCCAAAUCCUGGCAGGUAAGAGGAGCAGUUAGAAACUCCUACUUAAGCAUGUCUUCCAGGUUUUGAAAGUUGAGGCCCUUAAAGUACAAGAUAGGAAGGUCUAUAGGUUGAACAUUUUGAGGACAUUCACAGAAGAUCUGGAGUCGUGCAGGACUGAGGUUUAUGUGUGGCCUUUUUGUAACUCCCAGUACUGCCUGUCUCUCCCGACAGCCUCCCUCCCCGUCUCUGCUGCUGUUUGAGUGCUCUGGGCGGUAGGCCCUAGUUACAGUUGCCAUGUGGAGUGGCUGAAACCAGUUGUAUUACAAGUUGGGUCCUCUCCUAGGGGUUGGUGUCUUUAACCUUAGAGCAGUCAUUUCCUGGGGUAGACUUUUCCCAAGGUGAGUUUCUGUCAUUCAGUCUCUUGGAGUAGAAGGGACUCGUUAGGUCAGCUAGUUUGACCUUCAGUACUCAUAUCUUUAACACCAUCCCUUGACUUGGCCGAAUCUAGGGAAAUCCCUUUCCUCUGUAUUUCACCGAUUUUAUCACUCUUGAGACAAAAACCCAACAAAACAUACUUGUCCUUUCCCUCACAGAUUGUGGAGAUUGCAUUGUGCUUAAUGAGGGAUUUGUUGUGAGCUGGUGCCAGAGUAUGCAUGAACUAUGACCCUAAAGUAGGGGUUCUAACAUUACUGCAGGUCAUCAGCCCCCAAGGGGAGCCUCAAGAGGCCUAAGAUGUCCUGAAACUGGAGACUGCUUUGUGUAGGUGUACAGUUUUGGGGAAAUAGGAUUUAUAGGGUUCAUUAGAGUAUCUCCAGAGUUCGUGAUCCAAAAAAUGAGUCUCUGAAGGGAAACAGCAGGAAGACAAAAAUAAAGCAGCCGUGAGAAAUGUCCAGCUGGCUUAUCGGGAGCAAGAACUUGCCCUGCCUUUUGGACACCUUAUCUGGGGUCCUCUCCAUGGAAUUUCCUCCUUCAUUCUGUAGUCCUUCAGGCCUUUCAUUCAGUUUCUGGGAAGCUGGACUGCUCUCUUCAUAAACAUAGAACCUUUUAGAAUGAGUGGAAAUAAAUAUGUAUGAAGCAAUCUUUACAGCAGGCUUUCUUGGUGGCCCCCCAGUUACUCUUCAUUAUGACACACUCGAUGGGAUCUGAAAAUUAUUCUGUUAUGAUGGAAUUAGGCAUAAUGAGUAUAUAUAUUUUCAUAAGGAGGUGAUUGAUGGCAGAGAAAUAAUUCCUAGUCUCUGUGAUGAAAUGAGCAGGUUAAAAAAAAUUCUUGGAACUAUUAUGACAAAGAAUCCUAAUUCUCUUUUAUUCUCUGUUUCAUUUCCCAACACAUUCCUGCCCCAUCAGAUGGCAUAGACCUGUUUUUAAGGGUAGAAAUCUUUUGUCAUGUAGGAAAGGCAAGGCUAGGGAUUAGAGGUGACAGUUGUUCUGAGGCAGCCUAUUAACGGGAAGAGACCAUGUGUUAGAGACAGAUGGCUGGGUGCUGGCCAUAGUACUGUCUCUAAUUUGCCCAGUAGCUUCAAUCAGGUUGGUCUUUUUGGGUCUCAUCUGUAAAGUGGGAAUGAUGAUUCCGACCCUCCAUAUUUCAUCGGCUCCUUGAGAGGUUCAAGGGAGAAUAGAAGAGUGCUUUGUCAGUAAGGAGAUGCUGUCUCUCUUCUGCUCUUGCAUCUUUUAAUGGUGCUGUAGGUAUUGGUGUUUGAUGAGGAUGUUUAAAGUGGGAGGUUAUGAGGUCAUUACUGUUUAGUGGCAGGUUAAAAUUCUUUAGUGGAAAGGGUGUUGUAUUAGAGAACAAGCAGCGUAGAGAGGGUGCAGAGAACAUAUUCAGCAUAUAGGUUUUUGUAUUUUUUUGUAACCAGGUCAGUGAACACAGUUGUAUGGACCAUUUGUAUGGACCAUCUCUUAAGCAUGGAAAUAGGUUUUUAAUACUUAUUCAUAGUGAUAACAUUUUACUUGUUGUCCUUUAACCUAAAGAAAAAGGGGCUGGGCUUUAAAAAAAGGAAGUGGGUUAGAAACAACUAUAUCUUUUAAUCUUUUACUGAAGCACAUCCAUUCCUGUUUCCCCUCAGGUCCCAAGCCUUUUGUGGCUGUCUCUGAAUGUUGUUUUUUUUUUAAUGCCAUGUGUAUCAUGAUUGCAUUUGUAAUCAGUUGUUUUUAAACAAAGUUCAGUGUUCCUGAUUCUGUUUUCCAUUCCUCACUGAUGAACUACCUAAGCUCUUAACUCUGAAGCUACAAUAAAAUCUUUUGUUAGCUAUCCUG
Myotis lucifugus (little brown bat) is the source of this 6096-nucleotide messenger RNA. It is a transcript of the gene MED20, whose product is annotated as mediator complex subunit 20. Bases 108 to 746 code for a protein of 212 amino acids. The transcript is spliced from 4 exons. Lineage: Eukaryota; Metazoa; Chordata; Mammalia; Chiroptera; Vespertilionidae. Gene Ontology annotation, biological process: regulation of transcription by RNA polymerase II. Gene Ontology annotation, molecular function: transcription coactivator activity. Gene Ontology annotation, cellular component: mediator complex. The record is from RefSeq and is a predicted model, not a curated record.